Messenger RNA from Sordaria macrospora k-hell, 387 nucleotides. RefSeq lists its product as uncharacterized. NCBI's taxonomy places the organism in Eukaryota, Fungi, Ascomycota, Sordariomycetes, Sordariales, Sordariaceae. The record is from RefSeq and is a predicted model, not a curated record.
AUGUCAUCCAUACAGCAAAGGCCACCCCUCCACCGUUCUGACCCUACCAAUGCACUCCCUCCCGCCUUGAGUCACGAGAAUCCCGACGCGAUCGACAUCGACGGCGAACAGUUAGUCGACCAACUGAACGAGCUGGUCGGCUUGAUGAACUUUCUGGGCGAGAACCCCGCAACACAUAUUCAAGGGCAGGCCGUCGAUGUCGCCGAGGCCGUCGCCGACGCUGAUCCGGUUCCAACCUACACCCCUUUGCCCGUCGAGGGAGAGAAGACGAUCGAUGUUUCAGCUUCGGACCAGCAUCAAGAUGAUCAGCAUCCCGCCGACCAGCCGCCGCGGUAUCGAAAGCCACGAAACAGACUGCAGAAGCGGCCACCGAAAUACGCCCAUUGA